CCUCCUGCAGAAGCGAGCAGCACCACCAUUCAAACCCAUCCAAACUCAAGGCAUGAGCGUUUGCUCUUCCCCGCACAGCUGCUGCUGAUCAUCUGCCUGCAAAACAAACUCUGGACCGCUGUGGUUUACUUUAUUCCCCUAUUUACCUCCAAAAACGAGGCGGACUAAAUAAUUCUGGCCCUAAACACACACACAAGUGGUUUCCCUGACUGCAAACAUGGCGAGUGCCUCCUACCACAUCUCUAAUCUUUUGGAGAAAAUGACAUCCAGCGACAAGGAUUUCAGAUUCAUGGCCACCAAUGACUUGAUGUCUGAACUGCAGAAGGACUCCAUAAAGCUGGAUGACGAUAGCGAACGGAAGGUAGUCAAAAUGAUCCUCAAGCUCUUGGAGGACAAGAAUGGUGAAGUUCAGAAUCUGGCUGUAAAAUGUUUGGGCCCACUUGUAAGCAAAGUGAAGGAGUACCAGGUUGAAACCAUCGUUGAUACAUUGUGCACUAACAUGUUAUCAGAUAAGGAGCAGCUUAGAGAUAUUUCCAGCAUUGGCCUCAAGACGGUGAUCGGAGAGCUCCCGCCAGCAUCCAGUGGCUCUGCUCUUGCUGCUAGCGUUUGCAAAAAGAUUACAGGCCGCCUCACAAGUGCCAUUGCCAAGCAGGAGGAUGUGUCAGUUCAGCUGGAAGCAUUGGACAUCAUGGCAGAUAUGCUGUGCAGACAAGGAGGCCUCUUAGUGAAUUUCCAUCCUUCCAUUCUGAGCUGUCUGCUGCCUCAGUUGACGAGUCCUCGCCUGGCAGUACGAAAGAGGACCAUCAUUGCCCUGGGACAUCUGGUCAUGAGCUGCGGAAACCUGGUCUUUGUGGACCUCAUCGAGCACUUGCUGUCCGAGCUUUCACGCAACGAAUCCAUGUCAACCACACGCACUUACAUACAGUGCAUUGCUGCCAUCAGCAGACAGGCUGGUCACAGAAUUGGUGAGUACUUGGAGAAGAUCAUCCCAUUGGUGGUGAAAUUCUGUAACAUUGAUGAUGAUGAAUUGAGGGAAUACUGCAUUCAAGCAUUUGAGUCUUUCGUAAGGAGGUGUCCGAAGGAAGUCUACCCACAUGUCCCAACAGUCAUUAGCAUCUGUCUGAAGUACCUGACAUACGACCCUAACUACAACUAUGAUGACGAGGAUGAAGAUGAGAAUGCCAUGGAUGCCGACGGUGUAGAUGAAGAUUACCAAGGAAGCGAUGAUGAGUACAGUGACGAUGAUGACAUGAGCUGGAAAGUGAGGCGGGCGGCAGCAAAAUGCUUGGACGCCGUGGUGAGCACACGGCACGAGAUGUUACCAGAGUUCUACCGCACUGUUUCACCGGCGCUCAUCGCCCGAUUUAAAGAACGGGAAGAGAAUGUAAAAGCAGAUGUGUUCCAUGCCUACCUGUCACUUCUCAAGCAGACACGCCCGGCCCAGAGCUGGCUCUGUGACCCAGAUGCCAUGGAACAGGGGGAAACUCCUCUCACAAUGCUGCAAAGCCAGGUGCCCAUGAUAGUGAAAGCAUUGCACAAGCAGAUGAAGGAGAAAAGUGUUAAGACAAGGCAGUGCUGCUUUAACAUGCUGACAGAACUUGUGAACGUGCUACCAGGGGCCCUGACACAGCAUAUCCCAGUUCUUAUCCCAGGAAUCAUAUUUUCUCUCAAUGAUAAGUCAAGCUCCUCUAACCUGAAGAUAGAUGCCCUUUCCUGCCUGUAUGUGAUCCUGUGCAAUCAUCAGCCUCAAGUUUUUCACCCCCAUGUUCAGGCCAUAGUGCCGCCUGUAGUUGCUUGUGUAGGUGAUCCCUUUUACAAGAUCACCUCUGAAGCCCUGCUGGUUACCCAGCAGGUGGUCAAAGUCAUCAGGCCCCUGGAUCAAACGGAUGCAUUUGAUGCUUCGCCCUACAUAUCUGACCUCUUUGCGUGCACUAUCAAAAGGCUAAAGGCAGCUGAUAUUGACCAAGAAGUUAAAGAGCGAGCUAUUUCCUGUAUGGGGCAGAUUAUUUGCAAUCUUGGUGAUAGCCUUGGAGCAGACCUACCAGGGACUCUCCACAUCUUCCUAGAGCGUUUGAAGAAUGAGAUUACAAGGCUGACCACUGUCAAAGCUCUGACGCUUGUAGCAGGAUCACCACUGAAGAUCAAUCUGAGGCCCAUCUUGGGUGAAGCUGUUCCCAUUCUGGCCUCAUUCCUACGUAAGAACCAACGAGCUCUGAAGCUUAGUACACUGGCUGCUCUGGAUAUUUUGGUCAAGAACUACAGCGAUAGUGUAACAACGGCCAUGAUUGAUGCUGUGCUGGCUGAGUUGCCACCUCUUAUCAAUGAAAGCGACAUGCAUGUUUCCCAAAUGGCUAUCAGCUUCUUGACUACGCUUGCAAGAGUCCACCCAGACUCGCUGUCCAAGAUAAGUGGCUCUAUUCUGGCUGAACUCAUUGCUCUGGUCCGUUCACCGUUGCUGCAAGGUGGUGCCCUCAGCGCCAUGCUGGAAUUCUUCCAGGCACUUGUAGCUACGGGAACUGCCAGCUUGGGCUACAUGGACCUGCUACGUAUGCUAACAGGUCCUGUGUAUGCCCAGAGUGCAGCUCUAACCCAUAAGCAGUCGUACUACUCCAUCGCAAAGUGCGUGGCCGCUCUGACUCGUGCUUGCCCUAAAGAAGGCCCUGCAGUGGUGGGGCAGUUUAUACAAGAUGUGAAGAACUCCCGUUCCACUGACUCCAUCCGAUUGCUGGCUCUGCUUUCCCUGGGAGAGGUCGGCCAUUACGUUGAUCUCAGCGGCCAGCCAGAGCUGAAGACCGUCAUCCUGGAUGCAUUCUCUUCAGCCAGUGAAGAGGUAAAAUCGGCAGCCUCAUACGCAUUGGGCAGCAUCAGUGUGGGAAACCUCCCGGAGUACCUUCCCUUUGUUCUGCAAGAGAUCUCUGGCCAGCCCAAGCGACAGUACCUGCUUUUGCACUCUCUCAAGGAAAUCAUUAGCUCUGCCUCAGUAGCAGGUCUCAAACCAUAUGUGGAAAGCGUGUGGGUAUUGCUGCUCAAACACUGCGAGUGUACAGAAGAAGGCACAAGGAACGUGGUAGCGGAAUGUCUGGGCAAAUUAACGCUCAUUGACCCAGAGACUCUUCUGCCCAGGUUAAAGGGCUAUCUGUUGUCAGGAUCAUCUUAUGCCAGGAGCUCUGUAGUUACGGCUGUUAAAUUUACAAUUUCUGAUCACCCACAGACAAUUGACCCUCUUCUUAAAAACUGCAUAGGUGAUUUCUUAAAAACAUUGGAAGAUCCAGACCUCAAUGUACGAAGAGUUGCUUUAGUUACCUUCAACUCUGCAGCGCAUAACAAACCCUCCCUUAUUCGAGACCUGUUGGAUACAGUUCUUCCUCAUUUGUACAAUGAGACCAAAGUGCGCAAGGAACUAAUAAGAGAGGUUGAGAUGGGCCCAUUCAAACACACAGUGGAUGAUGGUCUGGACAUUCGAAAGGCUGCGUUUGAGUGCAUGUAUACGCUAUUAGACAGCUGCCUUGAUAGACUUGACAUCUUUGAAUUCUUAAACCAUGUUGAAGAUGGGCUUAAGGACCAUUACGAUAUUAAGAUGCUGACAUUCCUGAUGCUGGCUAGGUUGUCUACUCUGUGUCCCAGUGCAGUGCUACAGAGGUUGGACAGACUUGUAGAGCCACUCAGGGCUACAUGCACCACAAAGGUAAAGGCCAACUCCGUAAAGCAAGAGUUUGAAAAGCAGGAUGAGCUCAAACGUUCAGCCAUGCGAGCAGUGGUAGCCCUGCUAACCAUCCCAGAGGCCGAGAAAAGCCCUCUAAUGAGUGAGUUUCAGUCUCAGAUCAGCUCCAACCCUGAGCUGGCCGCCAUCUUUGACAGCAUCCAGAGGGACUCCUCCAGCGCCAACAUGGAAUCCAUGGACACUAGUUAAACGAUGAUGCCAACGACAGUGUGCCCCUCACCAUCGCUCCCAAGAAAAUACACAGAUAACCAAUCCUGGGGGACUCUUAUAUUGUUCCAUGCAUUGCACUGAAUCAAAAAAGGAGGAAAACAAAAAUCUAAAAUCAAGAAAAGAAAAAAACUUAUAAAAGUACAGACAUUCAUUCUCUUAAGCUUCAAAGCUUACUACCACAUUCUUUGUGUUUUUCUAUAAACAACAGGAAAAUGUUUCAGUUGUUCACUGUUCUCCAUUCCUUUUCCACCACUUUCUUUACUUACUUUUUUCCUGUUCAUAUUCAUAACUCCAGAGGCUACAUAAGUACCACCAAACACAGAGCUUUCAGAGGUGCAGAGCUAAGGGACUGUCUCGGUCACCUGAAAUUGAUGGUGUAGAAAUGGACCGCAGUAUUUGAGUUACCAUGGGUGAUUAAUUUACAUUCAAGGCUGCGGAUGACUCAAAUCGGGAUCACAGGGGUAAACAAUAGCACUCAAUGAGUUUGAAUGUUUAAGGACCAUUUUUUUGUCAUGUUUCUUAUCAGACACGUUUUAUUAGGUUUUUGUACAAUUCAAAUGUCAUCUCUCUUGCCUCUUUUUACUGUUGACAACUGAAGUAGAUAAGAGCGAGAUAACAGUCUUAGAUAUAUCCUGAUGGGGUCUGGAGUAGUUAGACUUUUGAAUGAAUGAUUGUUUCUUUUCACCAUUGAAUUUUAUUACAUUCCCAUUGUCUGAAAAAUUACGAGUCAUCUGCUUUUCAUGGGUCCAUAGAAAUGAGAAUUCAGCUGCACAUUAUUUGCGUAAUUUUAUGUUUGGCUCAAGCAAAUAGAGGUAAAAUACAACAUCAAACAUUGUUAUGAGGAAAUAUUUGCCCUGUAUGAAACGCACAUAUGUGAAUAAAACGACUGGAGAAUACUCUCUCUUCAGGUACUCUAUUCUGAAACAAUAAGGGUGUUGCUUGGACUAUUUAGAUUUGAUAGUUUGGUUCAAAAUACCGACUUGUUUGAGGGGCUCGCCUGUAAAAUUGUUUGGGAAAUUUUCAGCGAGCUAGCUUUAUUUACUGCAAUCCUUUCAGUGUUGUGUUGGGUACAGUUCUCCAAGAAUUUCUGAAAGUUGAUGAAUCUAACAUCACCGUUCAUCUCAACACACAGCAGAGCCACCUGCGAAAAGAGUUUGAAUUCAAUGCCCUGGAAUCCAUAAUGUGUAAAGUACACAAUCUAGGUUUAUAUAGUCAUUUACACACUGCAUUAUACUUCCAUUUGAAGUGUGACAGUACGGCAACAUUGUUCAGUAAGAAAUCAAUAAAAAGGUCCAUUGCUGCCUGCAUCCUGUGUCAAUUCAUGGU
Molecule: messenger RNA, 5257 nt
Organism: Xyrauchen texanus (razorback sucker)
Lineage: Eukaryota; Metazoa; Chordata; Actinopteri; Cypriniformes; Catostomidae
Gene: cand1
Product: cullin-associated and neddylation-dissociated 1
Exons: 15
Coding region: 218-3910 (1230 amino acids)
Biological process (GO): SCF complex assembly; protein ubiquitination
Cellular component (GO): nucleus
Source: RefSeq, a predicted model, not a curated record